GUGCCGUCUCCCUGAUGGGGAAUGGUUCCAUCUGACCCAGCUGUCCCGCUUUCUUUCUCAAGAGCCGGACCAAGAGGCUGUGAAAAACGAGGCCUUUCCAGAAAGAAGCAGCAACUCCUUGCCAGUCGGUGCUGCGGAAAGGAGACUGAUGCGAGGCACCAGCGUGCUCGAUGCAGUCAGUGAGAGAGCCGUGGCUGUGCCUCCCCCGAAGCCUACAGUCGUGUACCUUGUCUGCCCUGAAGACGUGCGCAGGCGCUGUAUGAUAAGCACGGCAGCAAUCCUGGUUUCCCUGCUGUGUGCGGGACUGCUGUGGUGUUGCGGGAUGCAUUGGUGGAGGAAGAGAAAAGAGCGCCAGGCUGCAGCUUCCAGCACGGUACAGAGCCGGGACCACCACCAGCAGCCACCGCGCCCACCAUCCCGUGGCCCUCCGCGCCCCCCCAGCCCAUCCGUGACCAGCCAGCAGCAGGACCAGGACCAGGCCCCCACCCGUCCACCAGCACCAAACCCGCCUCCCCGCCCCACCGGCCUGCGGGUCUUGCCUUAAGACCAGAAAUGAAGGCAAGCCCACCAGGGCAGGGCUUGGGGUGUGCUGAGACAACCGACAGCUUGAUGGACCUGCCCUUUUACUUCCAAAUA
Messenger RNA from Calidris pugnax (ruff), 636 nucleotides. RefSeq names its product hypermethylated in cancer 1 protein-like. The annotation marks the transcript as partial. NCBI's taxonomy places the organism in Eukaryota, Metazoa, Chordata, Aves, Charadriiformes, Scolopacidae. The record is from RefSeq and is a predicted model, not a curated record. The transcript has 3 exons.